AGCUCCCUCAUUUUGGUUUAGAUAUCAGACUGUGAUAUUGCAGACGGCGUUUUCACCCAGCACUUUCUACAGUUUAUUCCAAUUCUAAAUUUAGAACAAGGGUGAUCCAAAAUGGAUUGGCAUUCUCUUCAGUCUCUGCUGGGUGGAGUGAACAAGUACUCAACACCGCUGGGGAAGGUGUGGCUCUCAGUCGUUUUCAUUUUCCGUGUAUUGGUCUUGGUGGUUGCAGCUGAGACUGUAUGGGGAGAUGAACAGAGUGACUUUGUGUGCAACACACAGCAACCCGGGUGCAGGAAUGUGUGCUACGAUCAUUUCUUCCCCAUCUCCCACAUCAGGCUGUGGGUUUUCCAGCUCCUCUUUGUGUCCAUGCCAUCAUUUCUCAUUGGUAUGCAUGUUCAUCAAAGGAAAAAAUACAAGAAGAAUAUAAAAAUCUUUCAUCAAAAUGCAGAUGUGCAGAAAGUAAAAAUCGAUGCCCCUCUUCUUCGAACUUACUUGGUUAGCAUUUUCUUCAAAAUAUCAUUUGAAGCUGUCUUUAUGUACCUAUUUUAUUGGAUUUAUAAAGGCUACAAGAUGCUCAGACUUGUCAAAUGCAGUGAAUAUCCCUGUCCUAAUAUUGUGGAUUGCUUUGUUUCUAGGCCAACAGAGAAAACAAUCUGUACAAUUUUCAUGUUAGUGACUUCAGCUGUAUGCAUGUUGUUGAAUCUUGCUGAACUGUGCUAUUUGCUUGUAAAAUACUGUGUUUUUCAGUAUAAGCAGCCUCUCUCCAGUAAAGAACAAUAA
Messenger RNA from Carcharodon carcharias (great white shark), 780 nucleotides. RefSeq names its product gap junction beta-2 protein-like. The transcript is spliced from 2 exons. The record is from RefSeq and is a predicted model, not a curated record. Gene Ontology annotation, biological process: cell communication. Gene Ontology annotation, cellular component: connexin complex. Bases 112 to 780 code for a protein of 222 amino acids. Lineage: Eukaryota; Metazoa; Chordata; Chondrichthyes; Lamniformes; Lamnidae.